Messenger RNA from Anneissia japonica, 1710 nucleotides. RefSeq names its product sulfotransferase 1E1-like. Bases 142 to 984 code for a protein of 280 amino acids. The transcript is spliced from 7 exons. The record is from RefSeq and is a predicted model, not a curated record. Gene Ontology annotation, molecular function: sulfotransferase activity. Lineage: Eukaryota; Metazoa; Echinodermata; Crinoidea; Comatulida; Comatulidae. Gene Ontology annotation, biological process: sulfation. Gene Ontology annotation, cellular component: cytoplasm.
ACUAUGACCCUAUUAUAAUGCUACAAGAUAAAGUCUGAAGCCUGUAAACUACCACAUUGUUGGAAACUAAUUGGGACUCCACAUCGACAGACAGUACUCUAGUACUUCUGCAACAGUGAGUUGAAAACAUAGGCAUACAACAUGGCAACUGAGAAAUCAAUUAAAGCAGCAACUGAACACCCUGAUAUCGAGUUCCAAGCUGGUUCUGGUAUCUAUGUCUAUGAAGGCGUCCCCUACCCAUGGUUUGUUCACGCCGUCACAUUAGACGCACUGAAAACAUUCGAAGUGAGAGAUGAUGACGUUUACAUUGUGUCCUUUCCAAAAUCAGGAACAACUUGGAUGCAAGAGAUUGUGUCAAUGAUUUACUACAAUGGUGACAUAGAGAAAAUAACAUCAAUUCACGUAGAGGAAAGAGUACCACACCUUGAAAUGAGUACGGCUAAACCUGGCAACAUCUUGUACAAGAAAAUUGCUAAUAUGCCACGUGAUAAACCAAGACUGAUCAAAACUCACAUGGCAUUUAAUACAAUGCCAGCUGAUUUCCACAAAAAGAAUGCAAAGGUUAUCUACAUUGCAAGAAACUACAAGGACGUCUGCGUGUCUGUGUACCAUUUCUUAAAGAUGUUCAAAGCUUACACGGAUGACGACAGAGUGGGUAGCUGGGAAGAUGUCCUGUCUAAGAUGUUGAUUCCAAUGCAAACGCCGUAUGGCUCUUGGGUGCAUCAUGUGACCAGCUGGUGGCAACAUCGUAAUGACGAAAAUGUUCUUUAUUUGAAGUACGAGGAUAUGAAGCGGGACCUUCGAGGCGCAGUAACCAAAAUAUGUGACCAUAUUGGAAAGAAGUUAUCUGACGAGGCCCUCCACAAAACUGUUGAUCAUUGUACUUUCGAGAAAAUGAGUCAAAACCCAAUGGCAAAUUUUACAGGUCUCGAAGACUUUGAUCAAAAUAUAUCCAAGUUUAUGAGAAAAGGUAACACCAACUAACAUCAUCAAACGUAUGACAUUCUUAAACUAAUAAUUGACGGCUUUACUCCCAACUAGUAUCGGAUUGUUGAUGCCACAGAUCAAAAGAUGCACACGCGCUAUGUUCGCAAGCUGAGAUGACCGUCCAUGGUGGCCAAACUUGUCGAUCAAGUUGUGCGAGUCGUGGUGGAGUUGCAAUUAUUGUCAAUAUUUAAGCAAUGUAUGGGCUGAUUUUUUAUUUAUUCUGCAAAUUAAGCAAGAUUGUUGUAUAUACGGAAGCGCAGGAGGUUUAAUUUGAAAAAUGUAUUAGCCUAGCACGUUGCCAGCAAAGGUUAUAGGCCUAGCUGACCACAGAAUUGGUAGUUAAGGCCUUUAAUCCAAAUUUAAAUUCGGUGUUGUUUACGCUGGCGACUCCGACUCCGGUGUGCAUCCUGGUCGUUCAACGCUGGAUGUGUCCCUCACAUCGAACUUGUUUGGCCAGAAAAGUAAACCGGAGCCUGUUACUCACAUUGGAGAAAGUAGAUAGGGUACCUGGAUGAUUGAAUAUUCAUGAUAUUUAAUUUUUUUAAACCAUGUUGGAACAUGAUUGUAAAGAUGUAAAGAUGUCCUGCACCCUCAUAACCUAUACCGCCCCAAGCAAAUUUUGUUUUCGUAGGUAAUUUUGGUAAAACUUCUUGACUUUUCAUAGCUCUUCAUAUAAACCAUAUUUUGUGCAUGGACUACUUUCGAGUCUGUUUCAGGUCAUGG